UAACAGUUUUCUCCUCUUUAGAAAAAGAAAACCUUUACAGCACAACUUCCGGUAGUAGGGUAGUCUGACAAACAAAAGUAUUGCCUGGCGCACCGACCUGUCACGAAUGCCACAUGCCAAACUGGCAGCACGGCGCGCCCCGGCCCUCCACAGCUAACGAGACUGAUAAAUAGUCGCUUGAUUCACCUGCCGCGCUGCGGUGCCAGGCGCCUCGCCCGCCCAGCGCCCAGCCGCCAUUCUGCUCCAGCCAAUGGGAGCGCCGAAACUACUGCAUGCUGGGGUCACAUCUGAGGUCAACCUGUCGUCUGCUUCUCCGCGGUCCCUCUCGGUAGUCGAGCAUUACGCGCCGACUCGACUGAGCUGGUCAGCCGAAAAUAUAAAUUUGAGAAUGCACGUUGCUUGAUUUUUGCUGGCGGUUAAUUGCCACGCGACUGAGAAAGUAAGCCCUCGAGUAACAUCAGCUUUACGAGGCAGGAGUAGCUCUGAAGUAGAUUUAUCCAACGGUGGCUCCAGUUGUCCGCUGUCGCUCGAAUCCUCAUCUCCCGAUAAAAGCAAGGCUUGCACGCGCGUGGGGCAACUAAACUGGUCAACAGGAUGACAGUCUGUGCAAGGUGAGAUGACAUCACAGAAGCCCACAUUCCGGGAGGUCUCCCCUCCCCUGUCGUCCUCGCUCAGCGUCUGUGCAGCCACCUACAGGCAGUGAGGCACCGGACACGCGGGCGACACGCGCGCCAUGGGCUGGAGACGGCGCCAGCGACGCGGCAUGGAAAACGUGUGGUACUUCGCCGCAGCCUGCGUCUUCAUCUUCCUGUUUGGCAACCUGGCCAUGCUGCAGACCUACCACGGCUUUGUGGAGACGUCCACGUCGUCGAGGAGACCCCAGUACCGGGGUCAGGGCGGGAAGCGCGCCCACUUGGACUUUGGGGACUCCGGAAAUGGCGGCAUGAACAGCAUACAACAGCUGUCCAGAGAGCUCCUGGCCAACAAGAACCUGCUGCAGCAUGCUCGGGGGAGCGAGUACUUCGUUAUGGAGAGUCGUCUGCGCAAGCUCAUGGAAAUUACCCCGGACUCGGCGUAUUCUGUGAACGCGACCAGUGCUUUGAUUUCCAGGUAUCUGGAUUUCUCUACGUCAGGUCCAGCCAUGCUGGAUUGCAGGACCAUAGACAACAUCAAAGACCGUGAAUACGUGGCCUCUGGCUGGACCAAGGCUGUGUUCAGUGGCGUUCAUGCUGGCCGCAAGGUUGCGCUCAAGACGGUAGACAUCGGAGGCCAGGAUGUGAUGGCUUGUAUGGACGGAGGUGGCUCCUUACAGCAGUGCUAUCAUCGAGCAGCACAGAAAAUUGUAAAAGAAAUUGUACUGCUACAAGCUCUGGCACAUGACAAUGUCAUUCAGGUUUUGGGCUUCUGCGUGCCUGACAAACCGUAUGAUGGCGACGGCGACACGACUGUUGUCAUGGUGACGGAGCUGGGAGAGCCCAUUGAUCUCAUCAAGCUGCUUCAGAUGUCAUGGGAAGACCGACUACGGAUUUCCUACGACCUGACGCGGCUACUGGACUUCCUGUCGCGCUCUGCGCGCGGCGCACUAGCCAUGAACGACUUCCGGAGACAGCAGUUCGUGCUGGUGCACGGCGCCCUCAAGCUGUCCGAUGUCGACGAUGCAGGUUUCGACGAGCCGUCGUGCAGGUCUGACAAUGAGUGUGAUCUUCACUUUUCUUCGUCAAACUUCACAAAACGGCUGGCCUGUGUUGAGGGUCGUUGCCAAGGUUACAACGAGUACCGCAAUAUGUUUAAUGCCGGUCGGCACUUCACCACCUUCCUCCUGCCGCACGGGGCCCCGCCUGCCCUCCGCCCGCUCAUCUCUGACGUCGUCGGAACCUUCGAGAACUGUUCUCUGACCACUCGUGAAUUGGUCACGUGGAUGGACAAGGUCGUACAUCUGUACAAGACCGGACGCUACCUCAACCGCACUGCGGCCAAGGACUUUGAAACAAGUUACAAAGGAACUGAGAGGAGCGACCUGCCGGGUCAGUUCGACUACCGGUGCCGCAUGUCGCUGUCCGGCACUGGAUGCACACUCUCCGUCUUUGAUCUGCGCGAGGCUGAGGACAUGUGCAACGGCGAUCACGAGUGUCGAGGCUUCAUCGUCACUAACCAGCGCACCUGGAUAGGGCGCACGAUAGUCCACUUUAAAAAUGGCACCGCAGCACCAUCAUGGAAUGCUCACACAAAACUGUAUGUCAAGCCAUCAUGAGAGCUCCUGCUGCGUUCUCAUCAUGGACCUAAUUCAGAUGUACCUUCAUCGCAGGACACUCAUCCAUUAGGGGAGGGGUUGCAGUUGCCAACUCAGACCUGAGCCCGUCAGACGCACGAGUUCUGCUCCCCAGAGAUAUGGGGUUUGAGGGCUGUCUGCAGCGACCUUAAAGUAGACCGGCAUCAGGGAGCAGACAGUUGAUCGUCCAGGGACUUGGUCCUCACCGGCUUGACAAGCUGUACCGGAUGGCCGUUAGUCUGGGUCAUCAGGAAGCAGAAAGCUUGCGACGGGAUGUCGGAAUAGAGGAGACAGGAAGUGACCCGGCCUGUGCAGCAGUGCGUGAAGACGUCUCGCCAAUCCCCGAGUACCUGACAAGAGAUGACAGUGUUCAGACAUUUUCUCGCUAGGGAUGGGAUCUUGGCGACCGGCCGCUGGUGGGAAACAAAGCCCUUCACGUUACACUACUAUUCCGCAGGGUUCGUGAAAGUCUUUCAAGGAGAGAUAUACACGAAGACAAGUCAUAUUUGAAAGUGAUAUAAACUUGAAUACACAGCUAUAUGUGCCACAGAAACUGAAAUCACUAUCAAACAAUUGUAAACAGAACUGGAGUCUCUUAAGACAUCCCAGUGUCGACUCAGACAAAGGUACUGAGCAAUACUGGAAAAUAAAACACUCGCAAUUCAACUAAAAAGAACUAAAGCAAGAUAUGCUGAGAUGUAAUUUUUAGUUGAUGGCAACGAUAACAAAGACUUUUGUCCGGGACUGUGACCGGCAAAUUUCCGGCUGUACAAACACCGUCCUGUGGCUGUCAAGUGUGUGAAUGAGAGGGCGGGUGAGAAAGAUGUUAUCAACAAUGUCUUCAGAACACGUUGGGAGAAAAAGAUGAUGAUGAUGAUGAUGAUGAUGAUAAAUGUGCCUAGCGUGCUCAGUAUGUUCUUUCCUUUACAGUCAUGGAAAAUAUUUUACAUGUGUAAGGCAAACUGCAUUUGAACGUGUCCUUGAUAUGUUAACUUUUAAAACCAAAGCAGAACAGAUAAAAAGGCAACAAAAUAAAACAGCUCAAGGAAAGUUGCAAUAAUAAGGACGUUUGCUACCAUUUUAGUUUAAAGGCGAUUUACUGAAGUGUAAUAUUCAACUUGAAGUUGUGGCCUAGAACAGGAGGGUGGUUACUAGGGGGGGAAGACAAACUGCUGCUGUAUGUAAUCUUUCUGUCGUCACAAGGUGGAGGAAGGUUCAGGCGCUGACUGAUCGGAAGUGUCUGGGAAUGGUGGAGAGAGUAAUAUGACGAACGUACACUUACUUACCUUGCGCACUCACGACGUAUUACACACACGACGCUCGACGAGCCCCGCAGAUGACGACGAGGAGGAAAAGAUUUGUAGCUUAAUCGAAUCAAAGAGCCACAAAUUCUGAGGAAUGUCACUGAGAGAGUCAUAAAGAAAAUGGCGGACGAAGACCUUUGUUUUCCCGCUCACGGCCAUUUUGAGAGCAACUUUUCUCUUAUAUAUGACGUCAUUUUCUGCUUCAAGUGACGUGAACAAAUGACGCACAGAAGACGUCAGACACGAGACGCCAUUCGGACACGAGACAAUACGCGACUCACCACAACUCACUACAGACAGUAGGACAGGCUUCUGAAACAGCAUUAAAACAAGUCUGUUGGGAGCUCGGGUGGAUUACUCCAGUUUGUUUCCUGAACAAAAGCUCCGCAUGGGUGCGUAAAGAUGAGGAAGCUAGCUCAAACGCGCCUGCGCGAGACCAUCAUUUUCCUCGGCAAUACGGAAUCCGACCAUCUUGCUGUACCCCUGUUUAUCAGCCCCCGGCCACGCAGCACUAUACAGUCGUGACCGACACUAACCCCCCAGGACUCCAGUGUAUCGAGCGCGAGCUGUGCUCUGCGAUUGUUACAUUCCCACCCUGCGUCCCCUCCCCUCCACCAUCACCACCGCCACCACCUGCCUCCGCGCAGUCGGACAAUCUUUAAAUUAGUUCCCGAUCGUACUAUGUUAUCUGCGUCUUCAUCGGCCAGCGAGGGGAAUUGCAUUGUGGGAAGGUUUGACAGGUUGCAGCGAUAGAAGCGGAUGAGAUACCCAACUCGAUCAAAACGCCCUCGCCAUACUGGCUGCAUAUCGCCCUCGUCUUCAUCAGCUGUCAGUGGGAGAUGAGGACAUGGCCAUGCUCCGCGAAUAUUGGCCGGCAGGGAGGAUCGGACGCGAGCCGGUUUGUCAAAGGCUAAGACUCGGUUUUGUGUGUAUCAUUACACACUAAAUUCUGCCUGACCUAGCUAGCCAGUAGAAGACAUGGCUAGUCCACAGACAACGCAAUCUGCAUCCCGGGUAACGAGUGUCUUAUUCAUCCUUCCUUGUUGAAAAAAUGUUCAAUUAGUUCCCAUGGAUUGACAGAAGCACUGCUUUAAAUAAUAGGAUAACAAAGACAGACUUUGUGGGUGGAAAUUCUACAGCCCCAAAUCGGCACGGCAUGUUUCAUUCAUCAGUAGUAUUUUUGUGUCUGGUAAUUUACAAAUCACGGUUAAGAGAUAGCGAGCAAAUGCUUUCAGUUGAUUUAUCAGAAAACCUGCUAUUCGCUGUUACAUUCUUUUUGUCAGCAUUCUCAUUGUUAGAAAUAAGCACGCGUCUCAUGAUUUCUAAAUUUUAGAAACACUUUUCAUUAUUUUAUUGUUUUUGUUUUUGUUUUUUUUUUUUUUUUUUUUUUUUGCGUUUGCAUGUGCAGAAGGAACGAGGGGAGAGAAAGUGAGUGGGAAUUGCAUUCCAUUGUAAAGUGACAUUCUUUAGACUCGUUACAAAACAAGACUGUCAGAUGUUCAGUAUUUAAUCUGUUCAUGCUUAUCAAAGACUAAUGUUUGACAAUCAUGAGUAAGUGUGUACGCGCGCACGUGCGUACAUACCUGUGUGAAAAGUAUUGAUCUGUUGUAAAAAAAAAAUAUAAAACUUUCAAGGCUUACGUUUUUAAACAUCUGCUGCUAAGUCUGUUGAAAUGGCUUCACGUUCAGGUACUUUCAUUGUGAACACAAGGAACGGAAGUCGAGCUUAAACAUUUCUCCAUGUAGCGCACCACCCAAGGUAAUACAAAGCCAAAGAAAACAAGAACACGAUCAUAAUAGACACAUAACUAAAAUAUACUUCAUGUGUUCUAUUUUGCUCUCAUGUUUGUGCUUCCAAUGAUUGUAGGAACCUUCUCACUGUCAGUUGGACUUUGGUAUGUGUUGCAACAGAUCUGUGUUCCUGGUUCCAAACGUUUAGGACAUUGGUAAUAAUACCAUAAUGUUUUGUGUUAAAGGAGACGGUUUAACAGAAAUGCCACUUUCUUGCAAGGUUUAAAAAAAAAGAAAGAACUAGUGACCUACAAA
Molecule: messenger RNA, 5618 nt
Organism: Pomacea canaliculata
Lineage: Eukaryota; Metazoa; Mollusca; Gastropoda; Architaenioglossa; Ampullariidae
Product: extracellular tyrosine-protein kinase PKDCC-like
Exons: 7
Coding region: 734-2251 (505 amino acids)
Biological process (GO): protein phosphorylation
Molecular function (GO): non-membrane spanning protein tyrosine kinase activity; ATP binding
Source: RefSeq, a predicted model, not a curated record